Messenger RNA from Osmerus eperlanus (European smelt), 2061 nucleotides. Its product is annotated as vesicle-trafficking protein SEC22b-B. Gene Ontology annotation, biological process: retrograde vesicle-mediated transport, Golgi to endoplasmic reticulum; endoplasmic reticulum to Golgi vesicle-mediated transport; vesicle fusion with Golgi apparatus. The transcript has 5 exons. Lineage: Eukaryota; Metazoa; Chordata; Actinopteri; Osmeriformes; Osmeridae. The record is from RefSeq and is a predicted model, not a curated record. Gene Ontology annotation, cellular component: Golgi membrane; ER to Golgi transport vesicle membrane; endoplasmic reticulum membrane. Gene Ontology annotation, molecular function: SNAP receptor activity. The coding region runs from base 158 to 805 and encodes 215 amino acids.
AGCGACGCACCGCAAGAACAGGCGCUUCCGGCCAGCUCAGCGCGUCGUCAGUACUGUUGUGUUGUCAGUCGUCAUUCUCCUGUCUGACAGUUACCUUCAGCUGCAUUGCUGUAGCUGGCACCGGUGGCGGAGAACAACACAAUAUUACUGCUUAAACAUGGUGCUCCUUACUAUGAUCGCGCGGUUGGCGGAUGGGUUACCGCUGGCUGCUUCGAUGCAAGAAGACGAACAGCUGGGUAGGGACCUGCAUCAGUACCAGAGCCAGGCCAAGCAGCUGUUUAGGAAGCUGAAUGAGCAGAGUCCCACACGCUGUACCCUGGAGGCUGGAGCCAUGGCAUUCCACUAUGUGAUAGAGAAGGGUGUGUGCUACCUGGUGCUGUGUGAGGCCGGCUUCCCCAAGAAGCUGGCGUUCGCCUACCUGGAGGACCUACAGGCAGAGUUCCACGAGCAACACGGCAAGAAGGUCCCCUCUGUCUCCAGACCCUACUCCUUCAUCGAGUUUGACACAUACAUCCAGAAGACUAAGAAGUCGUACAUCGACAGCCGCGCCAGGAGGAACCUGGGCAACAUCAACACAGAGCUGCAGGAUGUGCAGAGGAUCAUGGUGGCCAACAUAGAGGAGGUGCUGCAGAGAGGAGAGGCUCUGUCUGCUCUGGACUCUAAGGCCAGUAACCUGUCCAGUCUGUCUAAGAAGUACCGCAGCGAUGCCAAGUACCUGAACACGCGCUCCACCUACGCCAAGCUGGCGGCCGGAGGAGUGUUCUUCAUCAUGCUCAUCGUGUACGUCCGCUUCUGGUGGCUCUGAGCAGAAGAGGAGGAAGGCCCUGUCUUACACUCUGUCAUCCUCCCUCCCUCCUCCCUCCUUCCUGGAGGACGUCUCUGGUACAUGACAGGGUGGGUGUUGUCACGUCUUCAGCCCAUCUUGUCACAGCGCAUCAGCGAUUACCCCCACGGUAGCACAGCCGGGUUACAUUAACUACCACAGAACCACAUAGCAACACCCGUAGGAACAGCUGUGUGCAGUUGCAGGGUAGUUAAUGUAACCUGUGAUGUCCCCCGGGGAAGGAAGGAGGAGGGAAUGGAUCUAGGAAAGGACAGAGGAGAGGAGAAAUAUUCUUAGGUGGCAGUGGAUGAUGAGAAGGGUUCAUUUGUUUUACUCGUUUUAAUAUCGCGUCCCUCCGUUCUGAACACUGUAGUUGAAACACAACAUUAUUUUCCCUCUCUCUCUCCAUCUCUGUCAUGUUAUAUUUACACACCUGAUGUUGUAACAACCGGAACACACUGGUCCUAUAGCGGUUAAUUUAGGGGAGUGAGUGUGUGUGCCUGCGUAUGUGUGUGUGUGUAGCAAUCAUAUGAUUAAACACAUUAGACUGAGCGUGUGAUUGUGUGAAAAUGAACAAGUGUUUCCUGUGUACAGUGAUACCAGUUCCUGUAUGAUAACUGUUCUACGCUCACAUUUAUGACAUCUGCAGUCUAAGAUCCCAUCACACAUCCUUAGCCAGGACAGACAUCAGACUCACUAUCAUGGUUUGGAGGUGUGGCCUCCAGAACUGCAUCAUGUGUCAGUCCCAUAGCACUGGGAGGAGGCUGGUGUUAGGGGGAGGAGUCAGAUGUUAGUGGGAGGGGUCAGGUGUUAGUGGGAGGGGUCAGGUGUUAGUGGGAGGGGUCAGGUGUUGGUGGGAGGGGUCAGGUGUUAGUGGGAGGGGUCAGGUGUUAGUGGGAGGGGUCAGGUGUUAGUGGGAGGGGUCAGGUGUUAGUGGGAGGGGUCUGGUGAUGCAGGAUUAGCCCACAUAUCAACACACGGUGAAACAAGCCAGACCACCAGAUAUCCUUCCCCAGAGGUCUGUAUCCCACACACACACACCUCUCUCCAGAGUGUGUCUCCCAGGGAUGUCCUGCUGUCAUGUACUAGGUGCACACAGGUGGAGACCUGACGUAAAGAGCCCUGAAGAUUGCAGAAGAGCGAGGGCCAGGUGUGGACCAGGCAGCGCACAGUUAAUGCUUGUUUAGCUCCAGUCUGCUUCCUCUCCCUUGAUGAAUAAAUCUGAUUUGCACAUUUUG